AUGGGACUCGAGUCCCUCGCGUCCCCUGCGUUGGCAGGCGCGUUCCUCAGCAGCAGCGCCACCCGGGCUUUGGAGACCCUAGGCCCUCCCACCCUAUGGGAGCACAGUGAGAAGUUUGCCCCCCAGGAGGGCCCUCACCCCGCCACGCUGAUCCUGGAUGCCAGGCCUCCGACUCCAGAACCACGGGAAAUCAAGUUCUGUCGUCUCCAUGGCACCCAGGCGGCAGUGUCCAUCACGUCAGCGCACAGGAGCGGGCGGGACAGACGAGCGAGCAGCGUGCAGAUGCGCACCGCCACGAGUAAAGCCGGCUGCUGGCGGUGA
This is a messenger RNA of Rangifer tarandus platyrhynchus (Svalbard reindeer), 321 nucleotides long. The record is from the annotation of a GenBank genome assembly. Lineage: Eukaryota; Metazoa; Chordata; Mammalia; Artiodactyla; Cervidae.